AUGAUGGAGACUAGUCAGCUGACCUUCAACCCCACGUUCUUUCGAGAAAAUUCUAGUUCCAUAGAGUCCGAAGACAGCUCCUUGAACCCACCAAUAAGUUCAACCUUAGACUGCCCAACUUGCCGGUUGAACCAACCCGAUUCUUCCUUCAUUUGCCUGCAUAUCAAUUCACGUUCGAGUACUGCUAAAACGUGUGAAGAAUUGUUGAAGCAAUUACACACAUCGUUUCAUCUCGUGUCCAUGGAAAAUGUUGUCUUGAGAUCUGAAAAUGAAGCAUUGCGCAGGGCAUUCAAAUCCAAAUGUGAAGCUGUUGAUAUCUUGAAGUCCUCGACAUCAAAACCAUUUGACAUUGAUCAAACCUGUUGGAAUGCUUUUCACGAAAAUUUAGCUCUAACAUCGGAAGUCGCCCAGGUAAAAGCCAAUCUGGCCAUUGUGCAGGGCGCGUUGACGGCGAAUCAGAAUGCUUACGAAGCCAGAGUGAAAGGUUUAUUUGAAACUAUCACCCAUUUGAAAGAGCGACUAAAGAAGUUUCAUGUCCGCCCUGAUUUGUCCCUCGAGGAAAACGCAUACUUGACUGGUACAUGUCAAAAUCUGACCGGUGACUGCAAACAGCUUGGGAUCAGUAAAAGCCCACCAGUUAAUGUGAUAACCACUUUGUCAUCCAAGAUGUCAAGUCUGUCCGGUUGCUUGGAUUUCCCAUCGCCCUCGGCACUCGGAUCAACUGUAAGGCGUGGCCGUCCGACUACUAACGCCACUGACGUGACUGUCGCCUGCCACAAGCAUGAAGGUGAAACCGUCGCUACCCAAUUCACUUCCUCGGCGUCAGUCCCCAAUUCUCUGUCUUCCUGUGUCGUUGCUCAAGCGGAUUCACAUUGCUCACCGCAAAUUGUGGGUUCUAACACAUUACUGAGUCGAAUAGAUGCCAAAUAUACCCAUUGCUCCUGUUUCCCAGCCGAACAGUCAUUGUGCGACUGUGCGCUGGCAAGUAUUAUCGUGCAAAGGAAUUUGCUCAAAUGUUCUCAUCAGCUUUCGACGAAAAAGCGACGGGUUCGGGAUUUGAAAAUCACCAUUAAUGCCUACAAAAUCGCUUUGGAGAGUGAAUUCGGACGAAACCAGGCCAUGGUUGAGGCGUUCUCCUCUGUGCUCUCUAGCGUUCGGGCCGAUAUAUCCUCCGUCAUACCUUCGACUGCGUCAGAAACCGUUAGGAAAACCUUGAAGUGUGCAGAUUCGACUUUGUUUCCGGAAAAACAAUCGUCUGAUCCCUCUGUAGCGUUGAACCGACUCCUUCUCUGGUUUCAUAAGACCAUGAGGCAACUUGUCCGACGUAUGCAAAGGUGGGCUGCUUCAUCUGUGCAAGAUAUCACCACUUCGCGUGCCAAUUCGACCUGGCGAACCAAUCCUGGGCCCCUCGAUACUCUUUCCUCAGUGCCGAGUAGGUCCCGUGUUCACCAAUCCAUGGAUUUAUCCUUCCUGUCCAAUAUCACACCCAAACCUCCGACACGUUUAGCUCGUCGGCGGACUUCACGAGGAUCCCAGCGUCAGAUUGAACGGCUACGGGAAUCGCGCCCCAUGGUAGAAGUGAGUUACUGGUCCGAUGCUAACUCGACCCCGGACUCUUCAUCGUCUUCCCGCACUAUGUCCCCGUACCGACAGCCGCCGAAGACGAAACUCGACAAGUGCGUGUACAAUUAUGGUGAUGGUGCCCGCCUGCUUGCCCGCGUCCGCUCCCUGGACUUAUCCGCGUGUCACACCGAAGAGGCUACCGCAUCUGAACAAGAAUCAAACCUCCAGCUGCUGAGUCACAUCAUCCUCAAGUUGAACGAGCUUCACGAACUUGUGACCAAACAGCGUAUUAUGUGGAAAUUAUCGACCAGCAACGAAGCUAAUUAACAUUUCGCAGGACACGAGGUGUAUGCUCCUUGCCCUCUUCACCUUGCACGCGUUUCUACUUGAGUGUCCGCCUGUGAUCAAUCAUUUCGUUUACCUGGCCUUUACCACCCCAUUUACAUGUAAACAAGCUAUUUUCUUAUUGUUUUUCUUGAAUUGUUUACUUUUUUACUUUUGCAUUAUCUUUGAGUAACUUAUUGACUGAUCAAGAUAACCUGGAUUCUCACGCUGUGUUGUUACAAAUCUUCCAUGAGGUUCAUCCUGGAUGCGCUCGUUCAUAUUACAUGAAGGUGAUGAGUUUCCCCAUCUCCCCCGGUUACACCUUCCGUGCAACCA
Messenger RNA from Dicrocoelium dendriticum, 2223 nucleotides. The record is from the annotation of a GenBank genome assembly. Lineage: Eukaryota; Metazoa; Platyhelminthes; Trematoda; Plagiorchiida; Dicrocoeliidae.